Molecule: messenger RNA, 1464 nt
Organism: Fulvia fulva
Lineage: Eukaryota; Fungi; Ascomycota; Dothideomycetes; Mycosphaerellales; Mycosphaerellaceae
Product: GMC oxidoreductase family protein Mala s
Exons: 2
Coding region: 1-1464 (487 amino acids)
Biological process (GO): secondary metabolite biosynthetic process
Molecular function (GO): flavin adenine dinucleotide binding; oxidoreductase activity, acting on CH-OH group of donors
Source: RefSeq, a predicted model, not a curated record
AUGAAGCCUUCUCAGGCGUCGGUGUCACUUGGACUCGUAUAUCCCAUGCCUACAUAUCCCACCGAGUCGCUUUCUCUCAAUGGAUCUGCAGCCCAGGAACGUCAAGCUAAAGUAUACGGGCUAACAGUGUGCCUACGUUUCUUGCAGAUGCCCUCGACCCAAGACCCGAGCUCGCAAACACCCGUCACUGCACGUCCAGCAUACUAUGAUCCCAUCGUCGGUCGAGUGAACCUUGAUCUACUCACUGGGUGUCAAGUCACAAAGCUCUCACUGCAGGGCAAGUCAGUCACGGGUGUUGAGGUACGGAGGGUGAAGGAUAGUGACGACGAAUCUAUCUACAUCCACGCCAAGAAGGAGACCAUCCUCGCGGCAGGGACUCUCAACACCCCAAACAUUCUCCAAAAGUCUGGGAUUGGUCCAAAGGACCUCGAGGAUGCAGGCGUGCAGGUCCUGCACGGACUUCCAGGAGUGGGCACUAACCUACAGGAAGCGCCAGGCGCGCUCUUGCGCUUCAAUCUUGCCGCGGAUGUCGAAUCGUCGCUAGAUAUGCUUUUACAAGUGGCUCAUGGUGGAGCCACUUUACCAGACAAUGCCUAUGAGCAUCAGGUUGCUGCACAGUAUCUCCAGACUCGGACUGGACCUCUCGCUAAGGCUCGGCCUCAGAGUGUGGCAUAUCUGAGUCUUGCAGCCACUGCACCAGACAGCAAAGACGACAUUGUAUCUCGCAUCCGUACGCAAGAUGGUGGGGAAUAUCUGCCUGCUUCAUAUGGGCCGGAAGCCAGGCGGGGCUACGAAAUGCAGUACACAAUCCUGCAGGCCCGUCUGAACAGAUCUGAUAGCUCCAUGUUCGAGCUGCCGUUUGACGGUGGGGAACUUAUCGCCGCAAUCCUUCAGAAACCGCUGUCUCGUGGGGCCGUGCUGCUUGAUCCGGCAGAUCCUAUGGGCCUGCCCAAAGUAGAUCUCAACUCCUUCUCCAAUCCCAUUGACAGCCUCAUGCUAGGUGUCAUGGUGAACUUUACCCGCAAGAUUUAUCAGACAAAUGCAAUGGCCCCGCUGCAGCCGCUUGAAACCAUUCCUGGCCCUGAGUUCCACACCGCCGAAGGUAUCAUGCAGCAGCUGAUCAAGACUGGUGGGGCGUUCGCCUCGAUUGCGAGACCGUCGGGGACCUGCCCCAUGAUGCCACUUGAGCUUGGAGGCGUGGUUGAUCCCUACUUACGGAUUCAUGGUCUUGAGCAGGUGUCGAUUGUAGACGCGAGUAUCAUCCCGAUGGCGCCUGCGAGCCGGCUGGGAUCUGCAGUCUAUGCAAUCGCAGAGAGAGCCUCUGACAUUUUGAAUGAAAGAAACAAGCUUAAUUGGAGGACGAGCGUCACUGUAGUACAAUCAGUCUGUCCUUCCCCAUCACGUUUGACCUUGGAGCAGACGACGAUGCCAUCAACACUGCUUGGGCGACUCACACCGUGCUGA